Molecule: messenger RNA, 1617 nt
Organism: Micromonas commoda
Lineage: Eukaryota; Viridiplantae; Chlorophyta; Mamiellophyceae; Mamiellales; Mamiellaceae
Exons: 2
Cellular component (GO): intracellular anatomical structure
Molecular function (GO): ATP binding; RNA binding
Source: RefSeq, a predicted model, not a curated record
AUGCGCGAGUUCCGCGACGCCCUGCCCAUCGCCUCGCUCAGGGACGAGCUCCUUCGCUCUUUGCGAUCGCGGGACGCGGCUGUGGUGUGCGGAGAGACUGGGAGCGGUAAGACGACCCAGGUGCCCCAGUACCUCCUCGAUGACGCCAUCGACGCCGGGGUCGGCGCCGGGUGCCGCGUCAUCUGCACCCAGCCCAGGCGCGUCGCCGCGCUCACCGUCGCCGAGCGCGUCGCCAAGGAACGGUGCGAGCGGAACGGCGUCGGGGGCAGCGGGAGCCUCGUGGGCCACCACGUCCGGCUCGACGCGGCGGUGACGAGGGACACCCGGCUGGUGUUUAUGACGGCGGGGGUGUUGCUUCGCAAGAUGCACGGCGACCCGCUCCUGACGGAGGCGUCGCACGUCGUGCUCGACGAGAUUCACGAGCGCUCGCUCGACGGUGACUUCCUUCUCGCGCUCCUCAGGACGUUGCCGCGGCGCCGCCGCGAGCGCGGGAUGCCGCCGCUGAAGCUGGUGGUGAUGUCCGCGACGUUGGACGCAGAUUUGUUCCGGGGGUACCUUGGCGAUUGUUCCGUCGUCUCGGCGCCCGGACGCACGCACCCGGUCGCCGUGACGCACCUCGAGGACGUCCACGACGCCCUCGCCUACGUUCUCGACGAGGACUCGCGGUGCUGCCGACGCCCCGCCGGGGAGGGUCGGCACGAUUCCAACCCGGAUUACGACCCUACGCGGUACGAACGUUGCUCCGACCUGACCAGGCGCAACUUGUCGCGGCUCGACGAGUCGGUCAUCGACUACGACCUCGUGGAGCGGCUGCUGGUACACGCGGACGAGUCGGAGGGGUCCGGGGCGUUUCUCGUUUUUCUACCCGGCGUGGGCGAGGUGACGAACCUUUGCGAGCGCCUCGGCUCGCACCCGUCGUUCGCGUCCAGGCGCGGGACACACAGGAUCGUGCCCCUGCACUCGCGGUGCACGCCCGCGGAGCAGCGCGAGGCGUUCAAGGUUCCCCCGCGCGGCGUUCGCAAAAUCGUCGUGGCGACCAACGUGGCGGAGACGUCGGUGACGAUCCCGGACGUCGUCGUCGUCGUCGACACCGGGCGCGUGAAGGAGCGCCAGUGGGACCCGCGGCGUGGUAUGGCGAGCCUGGAGGAGGGGUGGGUAUCGCGCGCCGCCGCGAGGCAGCGCGCGGGCCGCGCGGGGCGGGUCAGGCCCGGAAAGUGCUUCGCGCUGUACACCUCCCACCGCCACGAGGAAAAGAUGCGAAGCCACCAGGUCCCGGAGAUGCACCGCGUCCCGCUGACCGAGAUUGUCCUGCAGAUCAAGAAGCUUCGCGUCGGAGCGAGCGCGGAGGGGUUCCUGGCGGGGUCGAUCGAGCCCCCGAACCCGGCCGCCGUGGACGCCGCCGUCGCGACGCUGCGCGAGGUUGGCGCCAUAUGGUCGGUCCCUCGAGAAAAGGGUAGGCCCGACGAGGGCGAGCUCACGCCGCUGGGCCACCACCUGGCGACGCUGCCCGUGGACUGCAGGGUGGCCAAGAUGCUGGUCUACGCCGCGGUGCUCUCGUGCCUCUCACCGGCGCUCACGAUAGCCGCGUGCCUCUCCUACAAGUCUCCGUUCGCGAGC